UCUUGACUACAAAUCAAUGCUUUCUUUGAAGCUUGGGGUGACCUUGUGCCAUGGGAUGUCCAAAAAGGGCCAAUGUUGUAUUUUUGUCCUUUCUGGGUUUUCUGACACUCUUUGGCUUCAGAACGGUGAUCACCAUAGUAAUGGUCUACGUCAUCAAAGACAAUGACAACGAUAGGGUUGGCCUCUUUAAGGAGUGCACUAUAAAUGGUACAGAGUUUGACCUACAAUUGGACUGGAGUGUAGCCACUUCUCAGUACUUUAACACUGCCUAUUUUGUGGGUUACGUAAUCACUCAACUGCCAGGAGGAUUUUUGGCUGUCCGAUUCUCUCCAACAAAGUUGUUCGGUGGAGCAAUUUUUAUCAGUGGAUCUUGUUUCGUGGUCCUAGCAUUUUUCAUGAAGUACAGUCCAAUAAUAGUUUUCGUGAUCAGAUUUAUUCAAGGACUGGCAGAGGGUGUGAGUCAACCUGCAAUGAGUUCCGUGGUUUCCGCUUGGGCUCCAAAGUCAGAACGAACUAGGAUAGUAGGAAUCUCAUUCUCAGGAAUCUACCUAAGUACCUCACUGGCCUCUGUCAUAGCGGGGGCUACCACUUGUUAUGUUAGCUGGCACGCAGGACUUUUCAUCUACGGAGGUUCGGGUAUUCUUUGGUCAUUUGUUUGGUUUUGUACGGUAUACGAUAGUCCCAUGAUGCAUCCAUCAUUAAGCGAAAAAGAGAGGCGCAUCUUCGACGAAGAAGGUUCAAAUGUGACUAUAGCAUCGGCCCAUGUGGCUAAAAACAUACCUUGGAGAAAAAUCUUGACGUCAGUGCCGGUGUGGGCCUUAUUCCUUGCCAAUUUUACCCGAUCAUGGGUGUUUGCCAUGAUCAUUACUGAGAUACCCCAGUAUUACGCCGAUGCGUAUGCCUUAAAUGUUGCAACGAUUGGAUUUUUGACAUCAUUCCCGUCAAUUUUAAUGACAUUUUCUGUGGUUUUGGGAGGCAUCAUUACUGACAAAAUGAUUAAAGAAAAGAAAGUGUCCACUACUCUUGGUCGAAAAUUAUCCAUGGUCAUAGGUUUUGGAUCAGAAGCCAUGUGUGUAUUAGCUUUGGGUUUUGUCAGAGAUUACAGAACUGCCUCAGCUAUAAUCAUCCUUGCUGAAGGACUCGCAGGAUUCUCUACAGCAGGAUUUAAAGUAAACACGGUAGACUUGGCUCCACAGUACGCCAGUGUUCUGACGGGGAUCGUGAGGUCUGGAGUACUAGGCGCCACCAUUAGCACAGCGAUAGCCGGAACCCUCAGACAUAAGGACGUUCAAUCUUGGCAGAGAAUUUUCUUUAUCACCGGAUCUUUACACUUGUUUUCUGUGAUAUUUUAUUCUGUUUUUGGAUCCGGACAACAACAAGAAUGGGCCCAGACAGCAUAUACUACACUAGUGACUCCAAAAGAGGAAUCAAAAUUGACAUAUGGUUCUACACACACAACACAGGAGAAAAAAAGUUCUGAUCUUACAGGAAUCGUUUAUAAUUUUAAUGAAGAAAUACAGAAUGACAACACAUCAAAAGAUAUUACAAACAGUAAACUAGCAGUACAGCGUCUCAUUAAACCAUAAAGGUUUAAGGGCGCUUUUUACGUAGAUCAAACGUGUUUCUUUUACAUUAAGGAUGGAUUCUGGUCAGGCUUCUGACUGAAUAAACUACUAAAGUAUAUUUGCAUAAAUGUCCUUAUAUAGAGAUGUUAGGAAUAAACCGUGGAAUCAUUUUUUAAAUUUGUGGAGGUCUGUGUUCAUGGGCAAGAAAAAGAAAAUUAUUGGUUCGUGGAACGUAAUUGCAUGGGUAACUCGUAUAUAUUAAAAACCAAUAAAAAAUGUUGACAAAAUAAUUGGAUGGAAAUUCGUGGGUAAGGGUGACCCACGAAUCCAUGAACAUUGCCCCCCCCCCCCCCCCCCCCCCACGAACAAUGAUGAUUCCAUAGUUUAAGAUAAUAUUUGUCUUUCCUUCCUACAACUGUACUACUUGACAUAGAAGAAAAAUAAACAGAGAUGAAAAUGUA
This is a messenger RNA of Saccostrea echinata, 2026 nucleotides long. Its product is annotated as vesicular glutamate transporter 3-like. Gene Ontology annotation, cellular component: synaptic vesicle membrane; excitatory synapse. Gene Ontology annotation, biological process: transmembrane transport; synaptic transmission, glutamatergic; regulation of synapse structure or activity. The coding region runs from base 51 to 1586 and encodes 511 amino acids. The transcript is spliced from 11 exons. The record is from RefSeq and is a predicted model, not a curated record. Lineage: Eukaryota; Metazoa; Mollusca; Bivalvia; Ostreida; Ostreidae. Gene Ontology annotation, molecular function: neurotransmitter transmembrane transporter activity; L-glutamate transmembrane transporter activity.